CACCGCUCUGUACACCCACAGCCCGCCUGCCUGCACAUAAACAUUUCACAUUGUUUCCCUUCAGAGGCGCGAUGAUCGGGCACGAGACUAACCUCGAUCAGGACAUCUAUCAGGACUACAAUACUUCAUUCCCUGCAGUGAACCAAACAAAUGCAACACUAGAAGAGGAAGAAUGUGGAGUUUCUACCGAAAAUUUUCUGCACAUCUGUCUUCUGCCUUCUAUGUGCAUCGUUAUGUUGAUCUCGUUCUUGGAGCGCAGAAGCAAGGUUUACUCCUUUGAGGAGCGUUUCCCGUACCUCCGUGGCCGAUUCGGCAUCGUUGUGCCGCUGGACUUCACUGGAACACUGAGGAACCGAUGGUCGUACACGUUUGCCUUCAUAGCGGCAGCUCCACAAAUGAUUCAACUGAUCUUGGGGUUCAUUGUACCGUUUAACGUGCCAAAGUGGCUUAUAGCUCUCAUGUAUCUGGUGGCCGCAUUUGAGGUGGCCUUGGCUAAUCUGCCCUUUUUCGUCUGUCUGUCAACAACACACAGGGCAGUGGGAGGAGCUUUAGGCCUGUUAUACACACUUGUCUGGUUGUAUGUGGAAGUGUGGAAUGUCCAGUGUGCACACAAGUUCUGUGAUAAAAAUACUUUUGACGGUAGUCUGAUGUGUUAUGAAGAUUUAUUGCAGUGGCCAUAUUUGCUGUGCCUGGGGUUCCUCCUCUGUCGCUUUGGCUUCAUGUUGGCAACUGAAGUGAAGAAUUGCCUGCAAAAACGCAACAAGCAGGCAGAAGAGGAUGGGGUUCUUCAGUCUUGUCAGUACAAAUAUGUGCAAACACUACUGAGACGGCCUCCUGAACGGUCGUUGGAGAAGAGCUGGUUUAGAAGGAAGGUGUACGACUCGGAUCCUUAUUUUAAAUUCCCCAGCAGAAUGAUCACCACUGCGGUCAUCUCUCUUGUCGGACUCUACAUAUUCAUUUCAAGUGAGCUAGUUUCGUCUUCGUUGGGCAUCAAGAAGCUGUACACUCUAGUAGAGACACCCAGCUUUUGGACUGAAUACCUGGAUUACGCUGCAUAUGCCUGGUAUGUCUCAGCAGUCUUAGCUACACUGUCAUCCGUGGCUCACGUUGGUCACGUACUGAUAUGUUACAGGAAGCACAUGAAAAAGCUGCGGGCAGGUGAUAAAAGCUUCUUGCCAGCGAGGUUCCGAACGCCAAACUCUGCCGUUAGCAUGGUUGCCCUUGUGAGGUUCCCCGGCUGCCAGAUCGCCUACACAUUAUGGGGUUAUUUGAUCGUGCAUUUUGCCCUGUUUGUGUUUGGGAUUGUCUUUGUGUUUCUGGUGGUCAUCCCCAUCCGAGAAGAAGGAUUCCUCACCUGGCUGAUUGAUCUGAUCACCUUCCUGGCAAAUUUCUUCAUUGUGCUCAUCCUGCUGAAGCUGCAGGUCCUGCUGGUUCGGCUUUUCUUCCUGCAGGACAAACUGUCACCUGAAGAUAAACGGAAGCCCCUUGCGCUCAACAACAGGAAAGCCUUCCACAACUUUAACUACUUCUUCUUCUUCUAUAACGUGAUCUUGGGGCUGUGGAGCUGCAUCUUACGGCUACUGAGGAGCGCUUUCGUCAGUUUGUUGUUGGUGUCCCGCAUCAACCGGACCGUCAUGCCAAAGGGCUUCGAGCUGUUGGAUAAAGGCUACCGUACGUGGAUAGGAAUGAUAAUGGCAGAUCACUACCAUAACAACCUGGUUUUGGUCUGUUUCUGCCACCUGCUGCUCAAACGCACCCUGGAGAGACACACAGCAGCCAAGUCUUACUCCUGCGUAAACCAGACUCCAGCUAGUCCACUAGAGGUCAGAGUCCGCACCCGCUGGCUUCUCCUCUACACUCUCCUGAGGAACCCCCAAAUUAUCCUCCUGAGGAAACGCGAAAAACUCAAUGACAACCGGGAACAGCUGGCCGUAGUCUGGGCAACGAUGCAGACGCAGCAAGCGGAAGCAGCGGCCGUCGUCCAGUGUACUGACCCUUCACUCUUAGUGUAAAUUGUCCAUUUUUAAUGCAGUGGCCAGUUGGUGUGUAUAUAUACAGCAUAUCCAUCCUAAGAAAAUCGUAAUAUUGUUUUCGUUUUCAUUUUAAAACUAUGAAAAAACAAACAAUGGACCUACAGAAAUGGUUACUUUUACCAUUUUUUAAAAAUGUUUUUUUUUCUAUGUAAGUUACAUUAACAGAUUUUUUUCUUGUUAAGUUACUGUUUUACUGUCAACAAUUUAUAAUCUAGUGAAUUCUAAAGUGUGUGAUUAUUUCAGUAUUAGCUUGUUUUUUCAGCAAGAUUUGAAGUUAUUUUUAUGAAUUGUAUAGUGCAAGUUUAUCAGGUGUAUUUAAAAACCCUGAGAAGACUCAUCUGUGUUGUUUGGGUAAGGAUGUUAUAUUACAGCGCAAAAUGAAAGGAACCUCUAUUUUACAGAUUCUGUAGAGGCUCUGAAGUGUCUACCAUCAAUGUGAAGCCUAGUAUUAAACUGCUUAAAAACUGUUAAACAGCA
Messenger RNA from Pygocentrus nattereri (red-bellied piranha), 2510 nucleotides. RefSeq names its product stimulated by retinoic acid gene 6 protein-like. Lineage: Eukaryota; Metazoa; Chordata; Actinopteri; Characiformes; Serrasalmidae. Gene Ontology annotation, cellular component: plasma membrane. Gene Ontology annotation, molecular function: retinol transmembrane transporter activity; signaling receptor activity. The coding region runs from base 72 to 2012 and encodes 646 amino acids. The transcript is spliced from 19 exons. The record is from RefSeq and is a predicted model, not a curated record. Gene Ontology annotation, biological process: vitamin A import into cell.